Verruconis gallopava is the source of this 2679-nucleotide messenger RNA. RefSeq lists its product as uncharacterized. The record is from RefSeq and is a predicted model, not a curated record. Gene Ontology annotation, biological process: carbohydrate transport; transmembrane transport. The coding region runs from base 780 to 2405 and encodes 541 amino acids. The transcript is spliced from 3 exons. Gene Ontology annotation, cellular component: membrane. NCBI's taxonomy places the organism in Eukaryota, Fungi, Ascomycota, Dothideomycetes, Venturiales, Sympoventuriaceae. Gene Ontology annotation, molecular function: carbohydrate:proton symporter activity.
CAGCGCCGGACGGUCGCAGCUCAGCCAAAGACACCUCGCGAUGCACCACCUCGUCGCGUUGCGAAUGUCACCCCGUGAAACCGCUGUGCGCGUUGGGAUCGCACGCCGGCCUCAUGCCCGCCCACUGCUGGACCUGCCCCUCUCCAGCGGAUGCCGUGUCUCCUUUCAGCUUAGAUCUGGGCCAGGUCAAUCUCCCGCAGCUUUGUCACGCGUGUUGCGUGCGGACGGUGGAGUUCACCCCCAGCUGGGGCACCGCUUUCUCAUCAGCACAUGGAUCGUGGAAAAUCUGUUGCAUGCGGGCUCGAGCAUGACCCCAGGUAUGGGGCGACCACACUGGCCAGAGCCGUUCUCGACCAGUGAUCAUCGUCCGCGGUUUGCUGCUCGCUUUGCGGGAUGGGCUAGCGUCGGAGCAGAACUGUAGGAUUGGGGAAAUCAGGCGGCAUAAAUCACAUUUCCAGUCUGUCACCACCGUGCUAGGCAAGCUUCUAAGCUGGGCCGCAGAGUGCAGACGAAAUUUUGUGCCACCACGGCCAGAUUGCGAGUACAAAUGCCCAGAUCCCCCCGCACGUUUGCUUGAGCGAUCGUCGUUUACUUUUUCCUUCACGAUCUGCCUUCGCGGUCAAGCUUCAGUCACCUGAAGUGCCUGUCCCUCCCAAGUGCCAACCACCCCGCGCACCAUCAGGCCUCUCGUGUGCUUCGUCUAGAACAGGAUCGCCGGCUGCUCAGCUCUUCUUCCGUCGCCAACCCUUCAGGAGGAUCACAGUCCAACAACCACCAACAUGCCUGGCGGAGGUGUCACUCUUCACGCCACCACCGAUGUCAAUCGGGUCGAGGCUCCCGUCACCUGGAAGGCGUACCUGAUGUGCGUCUUUGCCUCCUUCGGCGGUAUCCUCUUCGGUUACGACUCCGGUUACAUCAACGGUGUGCUGUCCAUGGAGUACGUCGUGCACAAGUACACCGGCUUGCCUUACAGUGAAAGCGGCUCAAGCUCCUUUGCGCUUCCAUCUUGGCAACAGUCGAUGAUUGUCUCCUUCCUGUCUCUCGGCACCUUCCUCGGCGCCAUCAUUGCUGGAGACCUGGCCGACUUCAUCGGCCGCAGAACCACCAUCCUGGCCGGCUGCCUUGUUUACACCAUCGGUGUCAUCCUCCAGGCCGCUUCCACCGAGUACAAGCUUCUCAUCGUUGGCCGUGUCAUUGCCGGUGUCGGCGUCGGCUUCGUCUCCGCCAUCAUCAUUCUGUACAUGUCUGAGAUCGCGCCUCGCAAGGUCCGUGGUGCCAUCGUUUCUGGCUAUCAGUUCUGCAUCACCAUUGGUCUGCUCCUUGCCUCCUGCGUGGACUAUGGCACCCAGAACCGCCGCGACACUGGCUCUUACCGCAUUCCUAUUGCCAUCCAAUUCUUGUGGUCGCUCAUCCUCGGCACGGGUCUGCUUUUGCUUCCGGAGUCUCCUCGCUACUUCGUCAAGCGUGGUCGCAUCGACAGGGCCGCCCAGGUGCUUGCCCGUGUUCGUGGCCAGCCCGUGGACUCCGAGUACAUUCAGCAGGAACUUGCCGAGAUUGUUGCCAAUCACGAGUACGAGCUUCAGGUCAUUCCUCAGGGCAGCUACUUCAACAGCUGGAUCAACUGCUUCCGCGGCAGCCUCUUCAAGGCCGGCUCCAACGUGCGCCGCACGAUCCUUGGUACUUCCCUUCAGAUGAUGCAGCAGUGGACUGGUGUCAACUUCGUCUUCUACUUCGGUACAUCGUUCUUCAAGUCUCUCGGUACCAUUUCCAACCCAUUCUUGAUCUCCCUGAUCACCACGCUAGUCAACGUCUGCUCCACACCAUUGUCCUUCUGGAUGAUUGAGCGUUUCGGUCGCCGAACCAUUCUCAUCUACGGUGCCGCUGGUAUGGUUGUCUGCCAGUUCAUCGUCGCCAUUGCCGGCACCGUUGACGGAAGCAACCACGCUACCGUCAGCGCUAUGAUCGCCUUCAUUUGCAUCUACAUUUUCUUCUUCGCAACUACUUGGGGCCCGGCUGCCUGGGUCGUCAUUGGCGAGAUCUUCCCUCUGCCCAUCCGAUCCCGCGGUGUUGGUCUCUCCACUGCUUCCAACUGGAUGUGGAACUGCAUCAUCGCCGUUAUCACUCCUUACAUGGUCGGUGAAGACAAAGGAAACCUCGGCCCCAAGGUCUUCUUCAUUUGGGGCUCCCUUUGCGCCUGCUGCUUCGUUUACGCGUACUUCCUCGUUCCUGAGACCAAGGGUCUUACCCUCGAACAAGUCGACCGCAUGUUCGAGGAGGUUAGCCCACGCCAGUCCGCCAAGUGGAAGCCAACCACCACCUUCGCACAGGAGAUGGGUGUCACCGAGAAGGGCGAGCUCAACCCUGAGAUCGUUAUGGACGUCGAGCGCAAGGGCAGCGUCCACUAAACGAUGCACCUCUGAUACCCAGCUACUCUGCUUGUGACUGGUCUGUUUUAAUGACGUGAUCUGCGUGGUUGAAAUGUACUCUUAUGUCAAUGUUGACAAUGAUCUUGGCUCAUCUCAACACGAUACAUGUGUGCAUUGUUCUAUCGUUGUGGAUCCACGUGGUCAACGAACGCGUAAAUUCGAACAGCACUCGCCUCAGCAGAGCAUCAACGUGCUUAGGUUAGAUGCGUAAUGUUAGAUAUGUGGAAUCGAUUUUGACGGUUUCGUUUGCCCG